Bacillus rossius redtenbacheri is the source of this 3077-nucleotide messenger RNA. RefSeq names its product angiotensin-converting enzyme-like. The transcript is spliced from 13 exons. Gene Ontology annotation, biological process: proteolysis. Lineage: Eukaryota; Metazoa; Arthropoda; Insecta; Phasmatodea; Bacillidae. Gene Ontology annotation, molecular function: peptidyl-dipeptidase activity; metallopeptidase activity. Gene Ontology annotation, cellular component: plasma membrane. The coding region runs from base 396 to 2417 and encodes 673 amino acids. The record is from RefSeq and is a predicted model, not a curated record.
AGUGGAGCGGUAGACUGUACGUAGGUAACUUCUCUUGUGAGCCUCGCAGUGGAUUCUAUGUGAGCGCGCCAGGGGCAGGAAGGGGCCGCGGCAACAGGUUAUCGGAGCAGGUUAUACCAGUGGAGUGGUAGACUGUACGUAGGUAACUUCUCUUGUGAGCCUCGCAGUAGAUUCUAUGUGAGCGCGCCAGGGGCAGGAAGGGGCCGCGGCAACAGGUUAUCGGAGCAGGUUACAGCAGUGGAGCGGUAGACUGUACGUAGGUAACUUCUCUUGUGAGCCUCGCAGUGGAUUCUAUGUGAGCGCGCCAGGGGCAGGAAGGGGCCGCGGCAACAGGUUAUCGGAGCAGGUACUCGGAGGGGAGUAGUGAGCUCAGUCAGUCGGUGCUUGGCGGGAACAUGUUGAGGUUGUGCGUGUUGCUGGCGGUUUGCGGCCUCUCGGCGGCUCAGACGGACUUAAAGGCGUACCUCAACUCGCAGUACGAGCCUGAGGCCUCGCGGCUUUGCAACCUGUACUCUCUGGCCGCUUGGGAGUACAACACUAACCUCACCGGCGAGGGAAAUGCGGCCCGGAUGAUCGAGCGCUCGCUGAACUUCUCGAGGUACCAGAAGGAGCAGUGGCAACAGCACUUCCAGGGCCUCAACUGGAGAGAGGAGAGCGACCCCAUUUUCUCCAGACAACUGCACCUGCUGACCGUGCUGGGCGUCUCGGCGCUCAACGACUCCCGUCUAGCCGAGCUCAACAACAUCACGGCUACGAUGGUGGGUUUGUACAGCACCGCCAAGAUAUGUCCGCAGGCGAACGUCAGCUGUGACCUCGAGAAGGAAGGCCUGUCUCUGGAUCCUCAGAUCGAGGGCAUCAUGGCGAACUCACGCAGCUACGACGAGUUGCUGCACGCCUGGCAGGCCUGGAGGGACGCCACUGGGCCCAAGAUGCGAGACGACUACGAGACCUACGUGAAGAUCAAGAACGAGGCUGCAAUCCUGAACGGGAUGGACGACUACGGCGCUCUGUGGCGGGACAGCUACGAGUCGGACCACUUCGUGUCCGAGGUGGACACGCUGUGGAGGCAGCUGGAGCCACUCUACUCCGAGCUGCACACCUACGUGAGGCGCCGCUUGAAGGAGGUGUACGGCGACCGCAUGGGCGACGACGGCCUCAUACCCGCGCACCUCCUGGGCAACAUGUGGGCGCAGAGCUGGAGCAACAUCUACGACCUGGUGGUGCCCUUCCCAAAUGCCACCUCCGUCGAUGUUACCUCCGCACUAAAGGAGAAGGGUUACACCGCGCGGCGCAUGUUCGAGAUGGCGGACGAGUUCUACCGCAGUCUGGGGCUACCCACCAACAACAUGUCGUUUGACGAGUCGCGCGCGAUGAUCGAGAAGCCAAGCGAUGGCCGGCAGGUCGUGUGCCAUGCCUCAGCUUGGGACUUCUGCGACCGCCAGGACUUUCGCAUUAAGAUGUGCACGAGCAUCAACAUGAAGGACUUCGUGACGGUGCACCACGAGAUGGGCCACAUCCAGUACUACAUUCAGUACAAGGACCAACCAAUCACGUUUCGGCAGGGCGCCAACCCGGGGUUCCACGAGGCGGUGGGCGACACCAUCGCGCUCUCUGUGGCCACAACUCAGCACUUGGUCAGAGUUGGACUGCUAGAUGGCGAUCACCAGGAUUCCGAGGAGAGUGACCUCAACUCGCUCAUGGAGAUGGCUCUGAACAAGGUGGCCUUCCUGCCCUUCGGACUGCUGAUAGACAAGUGGCGCUGGGACGUGUUCAGCGGCAGUGUCUCGCCCCAGCAGUGGAACUCGCACUGGUGGUCGCUCAGGCAGCGCUACCAGAAGGUCCGGGCGCCGGUGCAGAGGGGCGAGAGGGACUUUGAUCCCGGCGCUAAGUACCACAUCCCCGGCGACUCGCAGUACAUCGCGUACUUCGUGGCGCACGUGCUGCAGUUCCAGCUGCACAAGGCUCUGUGCGAGGCGGCGGGCCAGUACAACGCCUCCGACCCGGCGAGGCCGCUCCACAAGUGCGACAUCUACCAGUCGACGGCCGCCGGCGACAAGCUCAGGGCGGGACUGCGGCUGGGCGGCUCACGCCACUGGGCCGACGCUCUGCAGGAGAUGACCGGCCAGCGCUCCGUGGACGGCUCGGCGCUGCUCGAGUACUUCCAGCCGCUGCACCAGUGGCUGAAGCGCAGCAACAUCGCGGCCAAGGACCAGACCGUGCCCAUCGUCGUGGCGGCAGUGCUGCUGGUGCUGGUGGUGGUCGUGGUGGGGGGCUACGUGGUGGUGCGGUGGCGCCGGGCGCGCGCCGCCAGACGGGGCACUCAGGACGAGGAGGCGGACACCCAGGAGAUGAGCAGCACCGUCCCGGAACCGCAGCCCCAGCCACAGUCCGAGUCCUCCAAGAAGGAGGACAAGUGAUACCCCGCUCCACCCGUCCUCAACCCUGGUGUGUGCUGCCACAGGACAGUGUGCUAAGAAGAUAUAACUUGCUACAGAGGGGAACAAAGUAAACCGUAUGAAAAUAUGACUGUUACAACUUGUGGCUUAUAAAAUAUAUUCAAGUAGGUACUUCAAUUCAUAUUUAAAAUAAGAUAUGAUAAAAUGUGACCUGCAUUAUACCUACACAUAAAAGAGGGAUUUUUUUGUAGUUUUCAAACAAUAUACUUGUGGCUGUGAAAUACUGCAUGUGGACAAAAUGACUAGUUGAGGUGAGUGACUUUGUUAGAGGUUGAGUGUCAUAGCAGAGCCUACGUGUUUGGCUUCCAAGUCUUUCGUGGAGAGCCUCGUGUGAAAAGGGUUUUGAACAAGAGGGCCCGGAGCUGUGUGUGAGUCGGCCGCAGAGACAGUGAAAUGUUGCUUCAGUUCUUUCACAAUGUAAAAAAAAAGUAUUGUUAAUACAUAUGCAUAUUUCACUUCAAAUACCUAUUGUCACAUACACAUUCAAAUUAAGAGCAAAGUAUAAAAGGUAGUUAGGCACCUUAGAUUUUAUUCAAGAUUUUAUGAUUCAUUUAUUUUUAUACACAAUGAAUAAUGUUGAAUAAUUGACUAAAGAAAAAUAUUAAAAAGUACGAAGCAAUA